Liolophura sinensis is the source of this 2160-nucleotide messenger RNA. RefSeq lists its product as uncharacterized. The record is from RefSeq and is a predicted model, not a curated record. The transcript is spliced from 7 exons. NCBI's taxonomy places the organism in Eukaryota, Metazoa, Mollusca, Polyplacophora, Chitonida, Chitonidae. Bases 97 to 873 code for a protein of 258 amino acids.
GGACACUCUCUGCAGUCAGUCCAUCUGCUUUAACUUGUUUUUACCUUUGUUGUGACAAUGAUGGGAUGACCGUGCUGACUUUGCACACUUCGAAAUAUGGCAGGUGAGGCAGAAUGCUCUUAUGAAGGCUUCUACCAGUUCCGCUGCAGAACAAACGAACAGGAAACAUUGGUUAGAUUUUUUCAAGAACAUGGCAACGAGACUGGUUUUCAAUCAGCACAAAGUUUUAUUAGCAUCGGCGCAGGUGACGGUCAUCUCGACUCGGAGUUGAUACGGAAUUCCCUACCCGAACUAGCCUCGUAUACAGGAAUUGAAUGCGGUCAUCAGAUGUACGGCCAUCUUUGUGCUACCCUGCAGAGAAGACACGAUGAACGACGUGAUUCUUUAUCUACCCUGGACGUCCGCUUGGUUAACAGUACAGUGGGGGAGUAUCCAGGCCCUGACGGCCCGGUUGACGUGGUUUUCAUGAUGCAUCUGCUCUACUACUUCGGGGAUGAGCGCUGUUCUGUCAUCCAGAAAGCCAUGGACUGGCUUAAACCUCGAGGCCGACUUGUUAUAGGCGUUGUUAAUAAAGGAAAUAUCCUACAAAAAUUAGCGAACGUUGGGAAAACCAAUUUGGUGUCAUGGGUAGAGAAGAUCGCUACCAAUCUGCAGACGCUGGGACUGGGGUACACCGAAUACGAAGUGGUUCACGAAUUCCGCCCCGCCGGCUGUGACCGGAGAUUCGCAGAGUUCGUUCUGAGGAGAGCCCCUGUCAUUGAUGCUGAGGCUGAUGAAAUCUUCAACUUUUUACCGACACAAUAUGAACCUGGAACGACACAUAUUAAACAUGGUACCCAUGUCUUUGUUAUCCAGAAAGAAAAGUGUAGAUAGAGUGACCUCCCUUGUCAGAUGAAGGCAAGGUGACACAGCCUCUGUAACCAACGAGCAUGAUACUAUGUAGGUUAUGUCAUCACAGUAGCUACUUGUGACCUCAGUAACCAGCAACACUCAAGCUUUGUAGGUUAUGUCAUCACACUAUCCACUUGUGACCUCAGAAACCAGCAAGCAUCAUGUUGUGUAGGUAAUGUAGUCACAGUAUCUACUUGUGUCCUCAGUAGGUUAUGUCAUCACAGUAGUUACUUGUGACCUCAGUAACUAGUGAGCAUAUUGCUGUGUAGGUUAUGUCAUCACAAUAUCUACUCGUGGCGUCAGUACCCAGCGAGCAUGAUACUAUGUAGUUUAUGUCAUCACAGUAGCUACUUUUGACCUCAGUAACUAGUGAGCAUCAUACUUUGUAGGCUAUGUCAUCACAGUAGCUACUUGUGUCCUCAGUAACCAGCGAGCAUCGUACUGUGUAGGUUAUGUAGUCACAGUAUCUACUUUUGACCUCUGUAACCAGCGAGCGUGAUAUUAUGUAGGUUAUGUCGUCACAGUAUCCACUUGUAACCUCAGUAACCAGCGAUCAUCAUACUGAGUAGGUUUUGUUAUUACAGUAGCUACUUGUGACGUCAGUAACUAGCGAGCAUGAUACUAUGUAGGUUAUGUCAUCAUAGUAGCUACUUGUGACGUCAGUAACCAGCGAGCGUCAUGCUGUGUAGGUUAUGUCAUGACAGUAACUACUUGUGACAUCAGUAACUAGUGAGCAUUAUGUUGUGUAGGUUAUGUCACCACAGUAACUACUAGUGACCUCAGUAACUAUUGAGCAUCGUGCUGUGUAGGUUAUGUCAUCACAGUAACUACUUGUGACGUCAGUAACUAGUGAGCAUCAUGUUGUGUAGGUUAUGUCAUGACAGUAGUUACUUGUGACCUUAGUAACUAGCGAGCACCAUGCUGUGUAGGAUAUGUCAUCACAGUAACUACUAGUGACCUCAGUAACUAUUGAGCAUCGUGCUGUGUAGUUUAUGUAAUCACAGUAACUACUUGUGACCAUUUUUCUGAAAAAAAAAACAUGUAGUUGUAAAGCAUUCAGCAGUGUUUCAAAGGACUCGUGAUUGCUUCAACUCAUGUUCCAGAGUGUGGUCAUCCAAUAGUGUUUAAACUGUUUUGUUAACACUUUCUGUUCACCGUUUGUUCCAGCCUUACCUUACCUAAACUGGGUAUUUAUCUUAACUAUCCAACAAAAUAGAUGUUCAUACAUUUUGUAUAAAUAAAUGUUAUAUAUUUUAUUCGGUGCAUAAA